Spinacia oleracea (spinach) is the source of this 1264-nucleotide messenger RNA. RefSeq names its product peroxidase 44. The record is from RefSeq and is a predicted model, not a curated record. The transcript has 2 exons. Gene Ontology annotation, molecular function: heme binding; peroxidase activity. Lineage: Eukaryota; Viridiplantae; Streptophyta; Magnoliopsida; Caryophyllales; Amaranthaceae. Gene Ontology annotation, biological process: response to oxidative stress; hydrogen peroxide catabolic process. The coding region runs from base 148 to 1128 and encodes 326 amino acids.
UUGUUUCCAAACCCAUGUUCUCUGGUAUCCUUGUUUUCAUUUUUAAUACCUAAAUUUGACUUUUUUCUUUCUAAUUUCUUCUAUAAAUAUUGUUAUUCCAUUCACUGGAUUACUGAAAUUGGUCACAUAAAUAUAUCUCAUACAACAAUGGUGAAGUACAUCCAAGUGAAAAUCUUGUUACUGGUUUUGUUCAUCUCUCUUCCGCCAACUACAUUGGCGAAACUUCGAGUCGGAUUCUAUACAAGUUCAUGUCCUCAGGCUGAAUCAAUUGUUCAACAAGCGGUGCAACAAAGGUUCGUGGCUGAUCAAUCUGUAACUGCGGCGUUACUUCGGAUGCAUUUCCACGAUUGUUUCGUUAGGGGUUGUGAUGCAUCCAUUCUAAUAGACUCGACCGCCAACAAUCAAGCGGAAAAAGACGCACCCCCAAAUUUGACAGUACGAGAAUACACGCUUAUAGACCAAAUCAAGACCAUGCUAGAAGCUGCAUGUCCUGAGACCGUCUCAUGUGCGGACAUCGUUACACUCGCAACACGAGACGCGGUUUCUCUAUCUGGGGGCCAACGAUACAAUGUGCCAACAGGAAGACGUGAUGGGCUGGUUUCAAGUGCUAGUGAAGUUAAUCUACCCGGCCCCACAUCCACUGUAUCUCAGUCACAACAAGCGUUCAGUGCUCGAGGGUUAACCUUAAAUGACAUGGUGGUCCUUUUAGGCGGUCACACAAUUGGUGUAACACAUUGUAGUUUUUUUCAACAUAGGUUAUCCAAUUUCCAAGGAAGCGGGUCCCCGGACACUAGUAUGGAUGAAGAAUUAGUUACAACCCUUAAGGGUACGUGUGGUUCGGUCCCAAAUACGGAUCCUACUACGUUCCUCGACCAAAAUACAUCGUUUGCACUUGAUAAUGAGUAUUUUAAUCAGAUCAUGAAGAAGAGAGGCGUUUUACAAAUUGAUCAAGAGCUAGCAUUGCACACAUCAAGUUCUAAAUUGGUUUCUAGGUUUGCAUCUAAUAAUGCAUUGUUUGGACAAAGGUUUGCCAAGGCUAUGGUCAAGCUGGGAAAUAUUCAAGUUCUUGAGGGUAAUUUAGGGGAGAUUAGGAAAAAUUGUAGGAUUUUUAAUGCACCUUCCCAAUAGGGGAAAAAAAAAAUACUCUGACAUAUUUAGAUAUUUUUUAAUUUUUUUUGUAUUUUGCUGGGGGUUAAAAGGACAAAUAUACCCCUCUGCUGAAUUCACCUUUAAAAAUAAAUGCGGUACAUACGUUUCAUUCAUA